GCGCUGCGCGGCGAAUGCCCGGAGGACCUGCAGCCGGACAUCUUUGAAAAGGGCUGGACGCACACCAUCUACAUGCGAAUUGAGGAGUUCCAGCGCGUCUCGCUCAAGACCAUCGCGGUGCUCCUCAGCUCACCCAACUACCUUGACCGGACCUCCCUCCCGCUCUGCGUGCCGGGCGAGCCCGAGAGCCAGUCGCUCGCCUUUGCCAAGGCAACCCUCCUCUGGGCCUCGCCGGCCAACGCGGGCGCACAGGCCUUGGCUGACGAGAUUGCCGACGCCUUUGCCGGUCUCACGAUCUCCACCGCCGAGGCGCCCGGGCCAGCGACCCACAUGCUGCUCUACCUCAACGAGGACAGCUUCAGCGACGAGCGGCUGGCCGAUCAGGUCAAGCAGGCGCGGGAAGACAAGCUGAAGAUCGUCAUGGCGCACGAGAACGACCCGGACCUCGGCGGCUGCCAGUUCUCGAGAAUGUUUGAGGAGCUCAUCGCCGACGGACUCUACAAGGACCUGGCAAAAUCGUGCUUCCCGGGGCGCCACCGGAAGGCGCCCUGUGUCGCUCGUGCUUCUGGCAAAGAGCCUCGGCGCGACCCCCGCUCGGUCGCGGGCGGAACUCCUUUCGGGCAGCAUCGCCGAGCGCGGCAGCCUCGCAGGGCGCAGCCUUGGCGGCCUCAGCCGGGUGUUCGCCAAGAUGAGCAGCCGCAGCUCUGCGGAGGCGCGCGAC
Molecule: messenger RNA, 721 nt
Organism: Emiliania huxleyi CCMP1516
Lineage: Eukaryota; Haptophyta; Isochrysidales; Noelaerhabdaceae
Exons: 4
Source: RefSeq, a predicted model, not a curated record